UCCACACACACUGACGUGGCUGCAAGCGGCGCGGGUCUGCCCGUCCGUCUGUCCCCACCAUCCGCACGCACGGCCACGGCCUACUAGCCAGCCAUGGCCCGUAUGCGAAAGGCCGCCGGACAGCAUGCGAAAAGCGCGCGUUACACAAUGCAAUUCAUCGGUGUGGACGUGGGCACCCAGAGUGUGAGGGCAGCCCUGGUCAACGAGAAGGGAGUUGUCCUCAAGACCGCUGUCCGUGACAUUGACACUUACAACCCGCAACCUCAAUUCUACGAGCAGUCCUCGGAACAGAUCUGGAACGCCUGCUGCAAAGUUGUUAAGGAAGUCGCAAAAGAUGCCGAAAAAAUCAGGGGACUGGGCUUUGAUGCCACGUGCUCCCUCGUAAUCCUGGAUGAGGAAGAAGCUCCCCUUACAGUGAGCCCUACAGGAAAACCAGAGCAGAAUGUCAUCCUCUGGAUGGACCACAGGGCAGUGGAACAGGCAGCCCUCAUCAACGAGACCCAGGACGAUGUCCUGCGGUUCGUAGGGGGACAGAUCUCUCCAGAGAUGCAGCCACCAAAGCUACUUUGGUUGAAACAGAACAUGCCAGAAACAUGGGAGAAACUAGGAUAUGCAUUUGAUCUUCCAGACUUUCUCACCUGGAAGGCAACUGGGUCGGACACUAGGUCACUCUGCUCUGUCGUCUGCAAGUGGACGUACCGUGCAGGAAAUUCGGAGGAAAAAGGGUGGAAGGACUCUUUUUGGAUUCAAAUAGGACUGGCAGACAUCGUAGACGGUGGCUAUAAGAAAAUAGGCACAAGCUUUGCGGCUCCAGGAUUUCCUUGUGGAAAGGGUUUGUCAAAGAAAGCGGCACUCCAACUGGGCCUCAAGCCUGGGCUACCGGUUGCCACUUCCAUCAUUGAUGCACACGCAGGUGGCAUAGGUCUCUUGGGCUGUGAAGUAGAUGACGAUUACCACAAGUCAUUUUCACGAAGACUGGCUGUUAUCGCUGGAACCUCCACCUGCCACAUGCUGGCCAACGAAAAUAGCAUCUUCACUCCUGGCGUCUGGGGUCCUUACUUUUCAGCCAUGGUACCUGGGAUGUGGCUGAGCGAAGCUGGACAAAGCGCAGCUGGUAGCUUGAUUCAGCACAUCAUUAAUUCCCACAAGGCAUUCCCUGCAAUAGCAGCCAAAACAAAACCAGAUCGCCACACAGAGGACACGCUAAACUGGAUGUUGGGCCAGAUAUGCAUGAAGAGACGGCUGCCAUCCAUCUCUCUCGUGGCUACAAACCUUCACGUGUGGCCAGAUUUCCACGGCAACCGCUCUCCUGUCGCGGACCCAAACCUCAGAGGCAUGGUCUGCGGAUUGACCCUAGACUCGGAUGAAGAGGACUUGGCCUGUCUCUACCUCGCUACAGUGCAGGGUCUUGCCUACAGCACGAGACACAUCCUGGAUAGUCUACGACAGACAGGACACUCAGUCUCCAUCAUCCUGCUCUGUGGUGGACUGUCAAAGAACCCCCUCUACGUCCAGAUGCAUGCGGACAUCACAGGGCUCCCCGUUCUGCUUCCCUCGGAACCAGAGUCCGUUCUUCUGGGUUCGGCCAUACUGGGUGCAAACGCGAGCGGCGUCUACAGUAGCGUUACGGAGGCCAUGCUACAGAUGGGAGGAUCUGGCACCGUGGUUCGCCCAAACCUCGGAGACAAGAGGUUUCACGACGCAAAGUAUGCAGCCUUCCUGAAGAUGCUCGAGUGCCAGCAAGACAUCAACAGGAUCAUGCAGGAAGUGUGAAGAACCACACAAAUGAUCAGACGAAAGACACUAUUUUAUACGCAGUGUAUGUACUACAAAAGGAUAUGUAUAUUUUGAAGAACACAAUUUUUUCGUAGA
This is a messenger RNA of Ornithodoros turicata, 1872 nucleotides long. RefSeq names its product FGGY carbohydrate kinase domain-containing protein-like. The transcript is spliced from 15 exons. Lineage: Eukaryota; Metazoa; Arthropoda; Arachnida; Ixodida; Argasidae. The coding region runs from base 94 to 1773 and encodes 559 amino acids. The record is from RefSeq and is a predicted model, not a curated record. Gene Ontology annotation, biological process: carbohydrate phosphorylation; pentose metabolic process. Gene Ontology annotation, molecular function: D-ribulokinase activity. Gene Ontology annotation, cellular component: cytoplasm.